Molecule: messenger RNA, 1227 nt
Organism: Eupeodes corollae
Lineage: Eukaryota; Metazoa; Arthropoda; Insecta; Diptera; Syrphidae
Product: hydroxymethylglutaryl-CoA lyase, mitochondrial
Exons: 3
Coding region: 91-1050 (319 amino acids)
Biological process (GO): L-leucine catabolic process; ketone body biosynthetic process
Molecular function (GO): hydroxymethylglutaryl-CoA lyase activity
Source: RefSeq, a predicted model, not a curated record
CAUUCUUUGCACUGAUCAUGUUUUUAGUUCUUAUCUACUGUCAUUUUCUUAUCAGCUCCUACCCUCAAAGAUAAAGAAGAAAAACAAAAGAUGUUUUCCCAAAAGUGUGUCCCUUUCCUGACUAAUUUUUGCCGGAGAUCCCUUUCCUCAAUUUCAUCAAUCCCUCUAGAAAUUCGAAUUGUUGAAGUUGGACCCCGUGAUGGUCUUCAAAAUGAGCCAACUAUACUUCCAGCAGCAACCAAAAUCACUCUAAUCGAUCAACUAUCUGAAACAGGCCUCCAAACUAUUGAAGCUACUAGUUUUGUAAGUCCAAAAUGGGUUCCCCAAAUGGGUGAUAAUUCGGAAGUUCUUCAAGGAAUCCGACGUAAAUCAGGAGUCUCUUAUCCCGUCCUAACACCGAAUAUUAAAGGCUUCAAAAGUGCUCUUGCUGCUGGUGCCAAAGAGGUUGCUAUCUUCGGAGCAGCAUCAGAUUCUUUUUCUCGCAAAAAUGUAAAUUGUACUGCUGCUGAGAGUAUCGAGAGAUUUCGACCAAUUAUUGAGGAAGCUAAAAAAGCCAAUGUCAAGGUUAGGGGUUAUGUUUCUACUGUGAUAGGUUGUCCCUACGAGGGAGUAAUUAGUCCUCUAGCAGUUGCAAAAUUCGUUGAUACUAUGUUUUCCAUGGGUUGCUAUGAGAUAUCACUUGGAGACACAAUUGGUGUUGGUACACCUGGCACAUUCCGUAAGAUGCUCAACGAAGUGGUUAAAGUUGUUCCAGUUGAUAAAUUAGCUGUCCAUUGUCAUGAUACUUACGGACAAGCACUUCCAAAUAUCUUAACUUCUCUGGAUUAUGGUAUAUCUGUUGUGGAUUCAUCAAUUUCUGGCUUAGGUGGUUGUCCAUAUGCCAAAGGAGCCUCUGGCAAUGCAGCUACAGAAGAUGUUGUAUAUAUGUUACAUGGAAUGGGAAUUAAGACUGGAAUCGAUCUGGAUAAACUUAUCGAUGUAGGGAAAUUUAUAUGUGCUGAAUUGGGAAGACAAUCAGAGUCGAAAGUCAAUCGGGCUUCAAGAAGAUAAACUUGAUGAAGUCUUGGAAACUCAAUCAAUAGCUAAAGAAUCAAAUAAUGAAGAUAUUAGGGGGGAAUUAUGAAGAAAAUUGCAUUUAUAAACAUUAGGUUUAGUUUUUUUUUAUACUGUACAAUUUUUGUUUUAAAUAAAAGAAUCUUUUAAGCAUAUACUUGGUAUAACAAGGUA